Messenger RNA from Larimichthys crocea (large yellow croaker), 4491 nucleotides. RefSeq names its product terminal nucleotidyltransferase 4B (gene tent4b). The record is from RefSeq and is a predicted model, not a curated record. The transcript has 12 exons. Bases 406 to 2487 code for a protein of 693 amino acids. Gene Ontology annotation, biological process: RNA 3'-end processing; polyadenylation-dependent ncRNA catabolic process. Lineage: Eukaryota; Metazoa; Chordata; Actinopteri; Sciaenidae. Gene Ontology annotation, cellular component: nucleolus; TRAMP complex. Gene Ontology annotation, molecular function: poly(A) RNA polymerase activity; mRNA binding.
CACUCCACGCAUGCGCAGUAGCAGCGUACACUCCGCCAUUGAGGGACCCACGGACGGGAGGAAAGGGUCAGAGAGGCGCUUCGACAGGCAGCAGCUGCACGUUUCUCCAGUCUUUCAAACCUCAACUUCAGCGUGAGCCACCGUUUUUAAACACUUGACCGACACUCUCUUGUCUUGUCCCCCCCGCCGCGGGUGAUUUCGGUUGACAGCCGUGUGUUUAUCGUCGCCGCAGAGGAACGCGUUUUUCUUUUUUUCACCGGAUCGCAGAAGUAACGGGCAGCGGAGAACCUCAGCUAGCAGGCUAGGCUAACGUUAGCUUAGCGACCUGGCUAGCUGCACACGAGCUGAGCGCUGCUCGGUGGCGGUGGUGGGGUGGGGGGGGCGGUGUGCCUACAGUGUCGUUUGAUGGAUCCGAGAAUCUCCUGGUUUCAACCAGAACAACGUGGACCAGCUAACAACCUGUGGGUGCAGAUUUGGGAGACGACACAAGGCUUCGGCUACUUGCAUGUAAAUAACGGCUACACCACUGGAUCUCUGAGCACGUCGAGCCUGAAGGCGACCGUCAACGGAGCGCCGGGAGCCGUCCUCAGCAGCAGAAACGGGGACUCAAACACCGGUGGCGGUGAAGCUAGGACUCAGGGGAUGUCGACCUCGAUGGGGAAUGGAGAGGUGCCGGAACAGCGGGACUUUAUACCACUGGAAACUAAUAGCAACCACAACAACCGAGCCGCUGGUAGGAGCGCUGUCGGUGGAGGGGGCCACCACCACCAGCAGCAGCAGCAGCAGCAGCAGCAGCAGGGCAGCGGGGUCGCUGUGCUUUGGAGGGGGCUGACAGAUGGACACCCCAACAAAAGGAAAAGAGACAACAAAGCUAGCACUUUCGGAUUCAAUUCCAGCCUCUUGAACAGUGGCAGCGGCCCCAACACAGGAGGCUAUGGUGGUUACACGGGGACGCCAUGGAAAGUCAAGAACUACUCAGAAGGAAUUGUUGGGUUACACGAGGAGGUCAGCGACUUCUAUGAGUACAUCUCCCCACGGCCGGAGGAGGAGAAGAUGAGACUGGAGGUGGUGGACAGAAUCAAGGGAGUCAUCCACGACCUGUGGCCCAGUGCUGAGGUCCAAGUGUUUGGGAGUUUCAGCACUGGUCUUUAUCUGCCAACAAGUGACAUUGACCUGGUAGUUUUUGGGAAGUGGGAGACACUCCCACUGUGGACGCUGGAAGAGGCUCUCCGGAAGAGGAACAUUGCAGAUGAGAACUCCAUCAAAGUCUUGGACAAGGCCACAGUUCCCAUCAUCAAACUGACUGACUCGUUCACUGAGGUCAAAGUGGACAUCAGCUUCAACGUGAAGAGUGGCGUUAAAGCCGCACGGCUCAUCAAGGAGUUCAAAGAGAAAUACCCUGUGCUGCCUUACCUGGUCCUGGUGCUGAAGCAGUUCCUACUGCAGAGGGACCUCAAUGAGGUUUUCACUGGUGGAAUUGGCUCCUACAGUCUCUUUCUCAUGGCUGUCAGCUUCCUGCAGCUUCACUACAGGGAAGAUGUAUGCAGUCCCAACAUCAACAUCGGUGUUCUGCUCAUUGAAUUCUUUGAGCUCUAUGGUCGCCAGUUCAACUACCUGAAGACGGGUAUCAGGAUAAAGGAUGGUGGUUGCUAUGUUGCCAAAGAUGAGGUUCAGAAGAACAUGAUGGAUGGCUACAGGCCCUCUGUGCUCUAUAUUGAGGACCCACUGCAGCCAGACAAUGAUGUUGGCCGGAGUUCAUACGGUGUCAUGCAGGUGAAGCAGGCAUUUGACUACGCCUAUGUGGUGCUCAGCCAUGCUGUGUCACCCAUUGCCAAGUACUAUCCCAACAAUGAGACAGAGAGCGUACUUGGCCGAAUAAUCCGAGUAACGCAGGAAGUGGAUGAAUACAGGGAAUGGAUCCGAAAGAACUGGGGAAACCCGUCUCAGAAUGAACUGCCACUCAACAGAAAUGACGUCACACUGUUUGAGUCUCAGCAGCUCGAUGAGUGCAACAACAACGUUCCCGAUGACGAUGACUAUGUUGUUGUAGUUCUACCAUCGGCUCCCCACAGCAAAACCUCCUCCAACUCCUCCUCUCCAUCUCCUUCACUGCGCUCCUCUCCCUCCUCCUCUCCACUGUCGCCUUCUUCCACAUCCUCAACCUCCAGCUCCAGCGAUGCGGACUCUGACGGCACGCCGUGUAAGACAGCCAAGCAGCAGCCUGGCCGAGGUUCCAGCGCCCACAGAGAAAAGUCUGCUGUCGUCAGUAAUCACAGAACACAGAGCCACAAUACCAGCACUCCCUCUGGAAGCAACAAGGGAGGAAAGGCCAGGAUGUCUCGUUCUCACCAGAAGAGCGGCCACCACGGGCAGCAAAGCUCCUCCUCCAGCACUAAAAGUCAUCAGAGCAACAAGCCACACCACCAGGGCAACAGCAAGAAGAGGAAAAAUGUGCGAGACUCUACACAAGAAGACCUCUGCAGAUAGGGGUGCCUGUCCUGCCCGUGCCCUCAUCUCCAUCCCAGUCCUUGUCUGCAACUGACUGACUGUCCUGUCCCACUUCUGCUGCCAGACUCCAGCCUCGGGAGGUUGUUAGAAGUAUUAAAAACAUCUACAGUAUCUGUCUUUCUGUCAAGCUUUUCGGGGUGACAAGCAAAGAUUUCUAGCAGGAAAGAAAAAGAAGAAAAGAAAAAAAAAAAAAAGAAUCGUUAUAGGACAUGGGUUUUAAUUUCUUGGACCUGAACUGAAAUCACAAAGGAUAAAUGCUCAUUUGCUUCCCAACAGCUUCUUUUACGGAGCGUUUUCCUAACCCACAGCCAGCACCUACACAACAUGCCUCUUGCACCUCCUGCUGUACAGGAAUAGACAGGUCAGGUGUCUGGAAUCUACUGUGGAGCAAUACCUGGAACUGCUGGCUGGAAAAUAGGAUAAAAACAUUUUAUCCCCCCCCCCAAAAAAAAAAAACAAGAAAAAAAAAGCAAAUGGCUUAAAAUGUACAAAAAGAAAAAUGUUACGUUGAACAACGAACGUGUACACAGAUUUUUUUAAGACGGUAACUUACAAAUGCAAUCAGUAAGAGUGGGACAAAACUUAUGCAUGACAUUUUUUCGUUGGUUGAUUUUUCUGUUGGUUUAAUCUGUUUUGUUAUGUCUAAAACAGGUUAUACAAAGAUUUGUACAAAAAAAAAUGCAUAAGCAAAAAAAGGUAAAAAAAAAAAAAAAAAUACAAGUAAAAUGAAAAUGUUUCAUAUUACCUUUUUACAAGAUAUACCGAUUGAAGACAUGUAAACAUGCACAUCUUGUGCCCACAGCUUUUUGGCCAAAGCCGAGAGCUGGUUUGGGUCCCAUUGCCAACAUAAAUCAUCAGCAUCUACUUUUACUCCUGGUUGCUCUCUGUGAGUGUGCUACAGUGUUAACAUUUAGCCUUUAGUGAGCCACUGCUCACAUACAGCCCUAUAAAUGGCUGGAUGGAGCCUGCUCUCUCACCCAGCUCAAUAGCACAGCCACACCAGUGUAGAGGCUUUAAGACUACAGGUUUAAAUUAAUAAGGGGUGAUAAAUUGUUUUAUUGAGAAAUCCUACACUUGAAGAAAAAAAAAAAUGUGUUAACAAUACAACUGUGGGUGAUAAUCUGUUCCUUUGGUAAUCUACCCACAACAAAAUCAUUUGUAUUUGUUAAAUGUAUUUAUUUUUAAUAAUUAUAUGAAUAUAGUAUGGAUAAAUGUAUUAUUAACAGUAGAGCCCAUAUAUUUGAGUCCUAUAUUUGAAAUAGGAUAAGUUGUGGGGAGGUGGGGUGGGAAACAUAUAUUCAGAGCAAAAUACCACGUUUAUUAUUUCAUUGUUUUUUUUGUUUUGUUUUGUUUUUUUUUUCAGUUGAGUGACCAAGUUACUUUGGAAAGUUUGAGAGACCGUUUUGCAAGUUCUCGGUGAGAAUUUUGUUUUAAUAUGUGGCUGGUCUACUUACUUUAAAAGGGAGAUGAUUUUUAUUUUAUUUUAUAAACUAUCAUAGCAACACACUCUUCAAUAUGUCAAUCCCCCCUCUGUCAUUGCAACAACUAACCUGUAGAUGGAGUCAUCACUCCAAGUCUGAAUCCACAGAGUUUGGGCUUGUAUACUGCAUUUGGAGGGUUUAUCUCUGUGUUAUUUGUGUGUUUGACCCAUAAUAUCCUGAUAUUUCAACCAAAUGAGCAGCUGCACAUAGAAAACCUGUUGAGCUGAGUGCUUGCUGGAGGGAGUAGCACACCAAAGCACACCACAAGCCCCUUAUUGUGUCUCUCUCCAAAUGGAGCAACAUUCACCCACAGUGGAACAAAUAAGGAGCCAGCAAUAACAACCACCUUACACUAUUAUCAUUACUCUACAAUGACUACUGCAGCUAUAGGAUGUCAUGCUCACUGCUGAGCAAGUUUGAUCUUCUGUGUUAACACAGUGAAGCACAUUUGGUAAAUCCACCCUAUAACUUGAGCUUAUUUUUUUGUGGUGCCCCCCCCCCC